AUGGCAACGGUAAUUAAUCUUGCGCAAGGCCCCGUUGAGAUCCCCGCGUAUCAUCAGGUACCGGAGACCGCUCACGAAUUGGACUGGGCCGACCUGGUCACUCUAGAUCUCUCUCAGUUUGAGGAGCCCGGCGGUAAAGCCCGUCUAGCCAAGCAGCUUCAAGAAGCUAUCCAAAAGAUUGGCUUCUUCUACAUUACAAAUUUUGGUUUAAGCCAAGAACAAGUAGAUCGCCAAUUCGCCAUCGGUAAAGAAGUUUUUCGAUUGCCUACAGAAGAAAAACUCAAAUAUCGGGCUGAAUUGGAAAAGGGAGGCUACAACGGCUAUAAGCCGCUGGGUCUUAGAGUAAGCAUCUGGGACAACACUGAAAUCUUCAACAUACCCAAGUUCAUACAUGCCUAUGAGCGUCCGCAGCCGGAAAUCAUCAACCAGAAUCGCGAUGAAAUCGAGAACUUUGCACGACACAUCCAUGACCACAUUGUUGGGAAGCUUUUAAUCCUCUGUGCUAUCAUCUUAGAGCUGCCGGAAGACUAUUUUCUGAAUCACCAUCGCUACAAUGAAAAAUCCGACUGUCAUUUGCGAUACAUGAAGUACCAUCAUCGUUCAGAGGAGGAAAACCAAGCUCUCGACAAUGUCUGGGUGAAAGGCCACACGGAUUUUGGGAGUCUCACGCUGUUGUUUCGGCAGCCUGUAUGUGCACUGCAAGUACGAACUCCAGAAGGUAAUUGGCGCUGGGUUCGUCCGUAUCCAGAAAGCAUAACAGUCAAUCUAGCCGACUCGCUCGACUUUUGGACGAAUGGGUUCUUGAAGAGCUCAAUCCAUAGAGUGGUAGCGCCUCCAUCUGAUCAACGAGAUGUUGAUAGGCUUGGCGUUCUGUACUUUGUCAGGCCGGAAGAUAGCACGGAAUUGAAGCCCAUCACUAGCACUGUCCUUCAGCGGCUCGGCUACUCUAACGAGACAGACACGAGUGCAGCUGGGAUUACAGCUGGUGAAUGGGUAAAGGCGAGAGUCGCCAAGGGAGUCGCCAAAGAAAAUAAGCCACGAAGCGAGGUGGAAGAACAGGCCAUCAUCGGUGGAUUAACUGCAAAGUACUAUGAUUAG
Messenger RNA from Trichoderma atroviride IMI 206040, 1098 nucleotides. The record is from RefSeq and is a predicted model, not a curated record. Lineage: Eukaryota; Fungi; Ascomycota; Sordariomycetes; Hypocreales; Hypocreaceae.